AUGCACACAGAUUUAUCACCUCAUUUACACACUCAAGAAUGCAAUGUUUUGAUUAAAUUAUUACAAGACUGUCAUGUUGAGCAUCCGUUCCGAAAAUUCAUGGGCUAUUGUAAUGACUAUGAUCGGGAUAUGAGAAGGUGCUUGAAAGCCGAACGUAUACGACGACAACAAGCAAAUAAUGACGAAGCAGUAAGAAAACAUGCUGAGAGGAGAGCCAGAAUAUUAGCACAAUCUCAGAAUACUGAAAACUUAUGA
Danaus chrysippus (African queen) is the source of this 255-nucleotide messenger RNA. NCBI's taxonomy places the organism in Eukaryota, Metazoa, Arthropoda, Insecta, Lepidoptera, Nymphalidae. The record is from the annotation of a GenBank genome assembly.